AUGGCGCAUCUUGAUACUCCCCACGCCUCGAACGGUAGCGGCGAGCGACAUACCCUCCGGUCUAUUCCAAAGUCGAAUGUCUUCACACAGAACCUCCCCGCAGACGACGCAUUCCCCACACCGAAAGAGUCCCACGAUUCGCCGCGACAGAAACUUGGGCCACGCAUGGUCAAGGAUGCAUUAUACACAUACGUUCGGCCGGACCCACAAGGCGAAGCUGAGCUGCUAGCGGUCAGUCAGCGUGCGCUGCAGGAUCUCGGGCUAAGUGAAGAGGAGGCAAAGAGUGACGAGUUCAAAGAAGUCGUCUCAGGCAAGAAAAUAUUGACAUGGGACGAGUCGAAGCCAGACGAAGGAAUAUAUCCUUGGGCGCAGUGCUAUGGAGGCUACCAGUUUGGUCAGUGGGCAGGUCAAUUGGGUGAUGGCCGUGCCAUCUCUCUCUUCGAGACGACGAACCCAUCUACCAAGACUCGCUACGAGAUUCAAUUGAAGGGUGCGGGAAGGACACCAUACUCGCGAUUUGCCGACGGACGAGCAGUGUUACGCUCUUCGAUCCGAGAAUUCGUCGUCUCGGAGUACCUCAAUGCCAUCAACAUCCCCACCACACGAGCGCUGUCUCUCACACUAAACAACGGGUCAAAGAUUAUGCGAGAGCGCAUCGAACCAGGUGCCAUCGUAGCACGCUUCGCCCAAUCCUGGAUACGCUUCGGCACAUUCGACCUCCAACGCAUGCGCGGCGACCGCAACACCCUCCGCACCAUUGCCGACUACACAGCAGAGCACGUCUAUGGCGGGUGGGACAAGCUCCCCUCAAAACUCCUGCCUGGCGAUGCAAAGGAAGUCCACUCCAAGACAACCACCGGCAUCGCAAAAGAGACCCUCGAAGGCGAAGGCACCGACUCCGAAAACCGCUACGCCCGCCUCUACCGUGCCAUUCUGCGCGCCAACGCUCUGACUGUCGCUAAAUGGCAGGCUUACGGCUUCAUGAACGGCGUGCUGAACACAGACAAUACUUCCAUCCUCGGCCUGUCGAUUGACUUCGGCCCGUUCGCUUUUUUGGAUACUUUCGAUCCCACGUACACGCCGAAUCACGACGACCAUAUGCUCAGGUACAGCUACCGCAACCAGCCGACGAUCAUCUGGUGGAAUCUCGUGCGUUUGGGAGAAGCGCUUGGCGAACUCAUGGGCGCAGGGGCGAAGGUUGAUGAUGAGGUUUUCGUGGAGAAGGGCGUGCAUGCGGAUGAUGCGGAUGAGUUGGUCAAGCGCGCAGAAACCGUCAUCGACGCCGCAGGCGAGGAAUACAAAGCCGUCUUCCUCGCUGAAUACCGCCGUCUCAUGACGCUGCGCCUCGGGCUCAAGACGGAGAAAGACGGCGACUUUGAGGAACUCAUGUCUGAGCUGCUGGAUUGUCUGGAGGCUUUCGAGCUGGACUUUCACCAUGCGUUUCGUCGCUUAUCGAGCGUGAAGUUGAGUGAGAUUGACACCGAGGAGCAGAGGAAAGACGUCGCGGGCCGGUUUUUCAGGGCGGGCGAGGCGCCCCGACAGGAGGCGGAUAGUCGCGAGCGCAUUGGGAAGUGGCUGGGUAAAUGGGCUGCGAGAGUCAAAGAGGAUUGGGGCGAAGGGAAGGAUGAAGAACGACGGACGGCGAUGGAUAAGAUCAAUCCCAAGUUCGUCCCGCGUUCCUGGAUCCUCGACGAACUUAUCGACCGCGUAGAAAAGAAAGGCGAACGAGAAAUCCUGCCGCAAAUCAUGAAGCUCGCACUCAAUCCCUUCGAAGAACACUGGGCCUGGGAUGAGGCAGAGGAAGAAAGGUUUUGCGGCGACGUGCCCAAGUACAAGGGCAUGAUGCAAUGUAGCUGUAGUUCGUAA
Molecule: messenger RNA, 1866 nt
Organism: Parastagonospora nodorum SN15
Lineage: Eukaryota; Fungi; Ascomycota; Dothideomycetes; Pleosporales; Phaeosphaeriaceae
Exons: 2
Coding region: 1-1866 (621 amino acids)
Source: RefSeq, a predicted model, not a curated record